CUCACUGACUGUCUCACUAGUUGUUUGUUGUUGCUUGUUUAGUCAAGCAUUAAAAAAAACCAAGUGAGUAGCGAGUAAAUUAAUGGCAACAGAAAAACAGCAGACAAAAUAUGUUGUAUGUAGAAAAUUGCCAAAGAAACGCAACAGUUUCAGUUGGAGAACAGAAAUCAAUUGGUGUAGAACUCUAUGCAGUGGAUGUAGUGCAAAUUUCCAAUUUAUUUACAUAUUUUUUAUGUGUAUCCAAUAAAAACAAUUUAAUAUACAUAACAAAAUAUUAUAAAUAAGUUUUAACACAAACAAAACAAAAAUUUAUGCAAACAAGUGUUAUUUUUUAAAGAAAUUUCAAAUAAAAGUUUGUUGGUGUUUUUUUAAUUUAUUCUUAAAAUACUUGGGAAAAAACCCAAAAGUUUAAAACAAACAAUGGCCAACAUGUCCAGCCAUAAAGAUGAAGAUUAUGAAAAAAAUAUUGAUAAUUUGCAGCAAUGGUUUGAGGAAAAUAAAAAUUUACCCAAACAAAUUGAUCGUCUCCUAUUAGAACGUUUCUAUUUAUGUAUGUAUAAAGAUGUAGAAGAAACCAAGAAAUUAAUUGAAGUUAAUUAUGCGAUAAGAAAUAAAUGUCCACAUAUCUUUAUAAAUCGGGACCCCACAGAUGAAGACAGUCAAAGAACAUUUGAAUAUGCAGAUAUGGUGCCACUACCAGGUCUAACACCGGAAAAAUAUCGCAUAACCUGCUUCCGAUUAUGUGAUCCAGAUCCACGAAAGAUGCAUCAUACCGAAGAUACCAAGGCCUUCAUAAUGAUCACCGAUUGUCGUUUUUCAAUGCCAGAUCUAACAGAUGGUAAUGCUACAAUGCUUUCAGAGGGUGAAGUACAAAUUUUCGACAUGACUGGUUAUAGCAUGAAGCACGCUACUCGUCUAUCGAUAAGCACUUUACGUACAUAUUUGAAAUUUCUACAGCAAGCAUUUCCCGUGCGUAUCAAAGCCAUGCAUAUGAUUAAUUGUCCCUCGUAUUUGGAUCGCUUGAUUAGUGUGGUAAAGCCAUUUAUCAAUAAAGACGUAUUUAAUAUGAUGCAUUUUCAUACAACGGGCAUUGAAACUUUGUACGAACAUGUUCCUAAAGAACUUUUGCCCGAGGAAUAUGGUGGUCAGGCGGGUAAAUUGACAGAUUUAAAAGAAGAUUUUAUGCAAUUGAUGUUUAAGAAAAGAGAUUAUCUAAUGGAUCCAAAUCAUUGGAAAAUAGAGUCAUUAUAAUUUUACAAAUGUUACUUAAAUGAAAAAUUGU
This is a messenger RNA of Lucilia sericata (common green bottle fly), 1282 nucleotides long. Its product is annotated as alpha-tocopherol transfer protein-like. The coding region runs from base 421 to 1251 and encodes 276 amino acids. The transcript is spliced from 6 exons. The record is from RefSeq and is a predicted model, not a curated record. Gene Ontology annotation, molecular function: phosphatidylinositol bisphosphate binding. Gene Ontology annotation, cellular component: membrane. Lineage: Eukaryota; Metazoa; Arthropoda; Insecta; Diptera; Calliphoridae.